Molecule: messenger RNA, 390 nt
Organism: Dicrocoelium dendriticum
Lineage: Eukaryota; Metazoa; Platyhelminthes; Trematoda; Plagiorchiida; Dicrocoeliidae
Source: the annotation of a GenBank genome assembly
AUGCUGCCUGCAGACAGCCCUAUGGAAGACACUUAUGACAGCACCUACGUCACCCCGAGCAUUGGAGCUGCCAUAGUGGCUGCGGCACUGUUUGGAAUGGUGGACGCCGUGUGGAACACCCAACUGGGCGUUCUAAUAGGAAACACUUAUCGAGAACGUAAAGAAGACAUCCCUGUCGCGUUCGCAUUGUACCGGUGUGUUCAGUCGGUUUUGACGGCAAUCAGCUUCUCGUACGCGAACAAGCUGUUGCUCCAUUGGCAAGUGAUGAUUUACGCCCUUUGGGCCACGUUUGGAGUGGCUUGUUUCUUCCACGCAGACACAAUACAGGCUCGUCGAGCCCCGACCCGUGUUUUAGAAGUGCAACACACCACUUCCUUGAGACUGGACUAA